This is a messenger RNA of Mugil cephalus (flathead mullet), 1977 nucleotides long. Its product is annotated as isocitrate dehydrogenase [NADP], mitochondrial-like. Bases 227 to 1591 code for a protein of 454 amino acids. Gene Ontology annotation, molecular function: NAD binding; magnesium ion binding; isocitrate dehydrogenase (NADP+) activity. Gene Ontology annotation, cellular component: mitochondrion. The transcript is spliced from 11 exons. Gene Ontology annotation, biological process: isocitrate metabolic process. The record is from RefSeq and is a predicted model, not a curated record. NCBI's taxonomy places the organism in Eukaryota, Metazoa, Chordata, Actinopteri, Mugiliformes, Mugilidae.
UUACGAUUUCUCGUGAAAGCGGACUUGGUAUCGACAUUUUGAUGUGAAGAUCGUAUCUAAAAAAUAAACACACGUCUACAUAGGAAGUAUCGACGUUCCCGGAUCGAUACGCACAUCCCUACUACGUGCGUCGUCGAAAGUCUACCGGCCUCACGUUCAUUCAUAAGAACAGCAGGUACAGCUCCAGGGGUCCCUGUUCGCCGCCGUAAUCUACUCAUUUGCAAACAUGGCGGGUUACCUCAAGGCUCUGACCAGCGUCUCCAGGAGUGCGGCCGCUGCACUGUCUCAGACCCCCGCGGCGGUGUCUCCGGCUGCCAGCGUCUGCCUCCACAGGCUGCAACAGAGGAACUAUGGAACGAAGCGGAUCAAGGUGGACCAGCCUGUGGUGGAGAUGGACGGAGAUGAGAUGACUCGCAUCAUCUGGGAGUUCAUCAAAGAGAAGCUCAUCCUGUCCAACGUGGAUGUUGAGCUGAAGUAUUUUGACCUGGGUCUGCCUUACCGGGACCAGACGGACGACCAGGUCACCAUUGACUCAGCUCUGGCGACGAAGAAAUACAACGUGGCGGUCAAGUGUGCCACCAUCACCCCCGAUGAGGCCAGAGUUGAGGAGUUUAAACUCAAGAAGAUGUGGAAGAGUCCAAACGGGACCAUCAGGAACAUCUUGGGCGGCACAGUUUUCCGCGAGCCAAUCCUCUGUAAAAACAUUCCCCGCCUGGUUCCUGGUUGGACACAAGCAAUAACAAUCGGCAGACAUGCUUUUGGCGAUCAGUACAGGGCCACGGACUUUGUUGUUGACAAGCCAGGGAAGUUUAGGAUGGUUUUUACACCAGCUGAUGGGAGCAAGGCGAAGGAGUGGGAGGUGUACGACUUUCCCGCAGGAGGCUGUGGGAUGGGGAUGUACAACACUGAUGAGUCCAUCAGUGGAUUUGCUCACAGCUGCUUCCAGUAUGCCAUCCAGAAGAAGUGGCCUCUGUACAUGAGCACCAAGAACACCAUCCUCAAGGCGUACGAUGGCCGCUUCAAAGACAUCUUCCAGGACAUCUUUGAGAAGGAGUACAAGCCAGAGUUUGACAAGCUGAAGAUCUGGUAUGAGCACCGGCUCAUUGAUGACAUGGUGGCUCAGGUCCUGAAGUCGUCUGGAGGAUUCGUUUGGGCCUGCAAGAAUUACGACGGAGACGUCCAGUCAGACAUUCUGGCUCAAGGUUUUGGCUCUCUGGGCCUCAUGACCUCAGUACUAGUGUGUCCUGAUGGUAAGACUAUUGAGGCAGAGGCUGCACAUGGAACCGUCACCAGGCACUACCGUGAACACCAGAGAGGAAGACCGACCAGCACCAACCCCAUCGCUAGCAUCUUUGCUUGGACUCGGGGAUUGGAACACAGAGGAAAACUGGAUGGAAACCCUGAUUUGAUAAAGUUCUCCCAAACUUUAGAGAGAGUGUGCGUGGAAACCGUGGAAAGUGGUGUGAUGACCAAGGACCUUGCAGGCUGCAUCCACGGCUUGGCCAACUGCAAGCUGAAUGAACAUUACGUCAACACGUCAGACUUCCUGGACGCCAUCAAGAACAACCUGGACAAAGCCCUGGGAAAUUAAAACAGAGGACACUCUAGCCAAUGAAGAGAGAUGAACCCUGUCUGUUGGAUUUUAGCCCUUUUUUUUUUGUUUUGUUUUAUCCUUCACUUGUAUAAACAAUUGGGUCCAGUUUUGAAGGAAGCAACUUCAGGUUUUGGUGCCAUUUUUAUAUUUGUAUAGCUCACUCACACACUACUGCGUGCCUUUGCCUUUCCUAUUGCCAUUUUUGUCACGCACAAAUUGAAUGAUUGUACUGUAUGAAUGAAUAUUAACGAUAAUGUUAACUUAUGAUGGCAUUUUCAAAAAAAAGUUUUCACGUAUUUUCACGUCUUCAUGGAACAUGUACAGAUUAGAACAAUAAUGUCAUGUCUUGCACAGUUAAUAAAUAACAUCUAAUCACUUAGUAA